Messenger RNA from Olea europaea var. sylvestris, 1395 nucleotides. Its product is annotated as vinorine synthase-like. Lineage: Eukaryota; Viridiplantae; Streptophyta; Magnoliopsida; Lamiales; Oleaceae. The transcript has a single exon. The coding region runs from base 1 to 1395 and encodes 464 amino acids. The record is from RefSeq and is a predicted model, not a curated record.
AUGACAUUGAAAGAUAGGGACUUUUGUGCUAUUUACCCUUUUGGACCUGCCUCUUGUUCCCUAUAUAAAGCAUGCUAUUAUUUUCAGAAACAAAACAUUACGAAUCAGAGAAAACAGAAUAUGGAAGGCAAUGUAGAGAUAAUUUCUAAAUAUAUGAUUAAACCAUCAUCUCCAACUUCUCCACAUCUUAAAAUUCUCAAACUUUCAUUUCUCGACCAAAUCGCACCACCAGUUUAUAUGCCUAUUAUUUUCUUCUAUCAAGCUGGUGAAUUAGGCAGCAAAUAUACUGAUCAUGCCCACAAAUUUCAAUUGCUAAAACAAUCUUUAUCCAACGCUUUAACUUUAUUCUACCCUUUGGCUGGAAGAAUUCACGAAAAUUCUUACGUGGAUUGUAACGACGCUGGCGCUGAACUCAUCGAAACUAGGGUUCAUGCUAACGUCUCAGAUGUUAUAGAAGAGCCUCAUAUGCAGAAACUGCAGCAGUACUUGCCAGUGAAACCCUCCAGUGUAGUUGAUGCUGAGGCUGCUCUUCUAGCCGUCCAAAUCAAUUUCUUUGAUUGUGGUGGCACCGUUAUAGGCGUAUGUUUGUCACAUAAAAUAGCAGACGGCACGUCCUUGGUCACAUUCAUCGAAGCAUGGGCAGCCACAUGCCGUGGAGAAUCGAAAAUUAUGCAGCCCAACUUUGAUUUAGCAGCCCUCUUUCCUCCAAAAGACUUCUCUACCUAUAAUUUCAGACCAAGCGAUACCAUGACAAGCGAAAAGAUUGUCACAAAAAGAUUUGUCUUUGAUAAAGAUAAGCUCGUUGCGUUAAAAGAAGCAGCCGCGGUUGGAUCCGAACUAUUAGUGAAGAAUCCCACUUGGGUGGAAGCUGUGUCAGCUUAUAUUUGGAGGCAUUUCAUCGAGAUGGCAAAAGGAAAAACUGAAAAAGAAAAGAUGUUUGGUGCUGUCCAUGCAGUUAACCUAAGAUCAAGAACAAGCCCACCUCUUCCAGAACAUGCUUUUGGAAACUGUUGGAGCAUCGCGUUCACAUUAUUCACAGCUGAUGACCCCAGCAACCUAGGAUAUGGUGAUCUAAUAACAAAGUUGGGAGGUGCGAUAAGAAAAAUCGAUGGCGAUUAUAUUAAACAAAAGAAAAAUGAAGAGAACUGGAGUCGUGUCAAAAAAUUAAAUGAUCCGUCAUCCAAGGUAGAAAUAGAGUUAUGCAAUUUUAGCAGUUGGUGUAGGUUUCCUGUUUACCAGGUGAAUUAUGGCUGGGGAGAGCCAUUAUGGGUCUGCACCACAACUAUGCCGUUCAAGAAUGUCGUACUUUUAAUGAGUACUAAAACUGGGGAUGGCAUAGAAGCAUGGGUGAACAUGCUUGAAGAUGAUGUGGACAAGCUUCAAAUCCAUGAAUAA